UGCACAGGUAGACGGAAAAGGAGGACACGUAGAACGACGUGCGUCAUACGCAUAUCCGAAAUAUUUAUACUUUAUACUAUGAAAAAAACAUCACAUUCACGUUGAAGAGACACGGCAUGGGAAGUUCAAAAUCGAACUGUAGAAGAAUUGAUAGAAUAAAGUAUAAAUAUUUCAGUUAUGUACAUGUAUAUGACGCACUUCGUUCAACGUGUCCUCCUUGUCCGGCUACUGACAUUAUGUCGAAUCGGGGAGUUUUAGUUAGAUGCACUCAAAUUAGAUUCUCUUGCAGCCCAAUCUGGCGAGUGAAACGGACAGGGUGGGUGAACCACAAGGUGGAACAGCCAGAGAGUGUGUCAGACCACAUGUAUCGCAUGGCUGUCCUUGCCAUGCUUAUUCCGGAGGGCAAAGGACUGCGUAGGGACCACUGUAUGAAGAUGGCCAUAGUUCACGACCUGGCAGAAUGCAUAGUUGGGGACAUUGCACCGGCGGAUGGGAUCAGCAAAGAAGAGAAAUACAGACGAGAAAAGGAUGCCAUGAAGCACCUGGCUGGUCUUGUGGACCCUACUGUUGGUUUGCAGUUCUGUGAACUCUGGGAAGAGUAUGAGGACGGCUCCACUGAAGAGGCAAAGUUUGUGAAAGACUUGGACAAAUUUGAGAUGAUCCUGCAGGCUUUUGAGUAUGAAACGCUCCAGAACAGGCCAAUGGAGUUACAGGACUUCUUCGACACAACUAAAGGCAAAUUUACGCAUCCGACUGUUCAAGAAUGGGUGAAGGAAGUCUACAAGCAACGAUGGGAAAAAGCAGCUGACCAGAGCUGACGAUGCAUUCAUCCAAACCAGAAGGCUGGACCUUUGAGUGUACAUGUGCAUGGCAGGCGUUAACCUUCAACCAAAUGAGAAUCAUUGUUGGUGUUUUUUCUUUAAAAAAAAUUUAUUUAAGUCUUUCUGGUAAUGGCACCAAGGAUUCCUCAAAAGUGCCCU
Molecule: messenger RNA, 980 nt
Organism: Acanthaster planci (crown-of-thorns starfish)
Lineage: Eukaryota; Metazoa; Echinodermata; Asteroidea; Valvatida; Acanthasteridae
Gene: hddc2
Product: HD domain containing 2
Cellular component (GO): cytoplasm
Molecular function (GO): 5'-deoxynucleotidase activity
Source: RefSeq, a predicted model, not a curated record